CUCCGAAAUACUACUGAAAAACAUUCCAAUAUUGCAUUUACGGUCUGUGGGCAUCCAAUAAGACAAUCAUUUAGAACAAACAUUUUGGGAAGGAAGGAUGGAUUAUGAAAACAUUACAGCUCAAAACCAGGACCACAUGAAUGAGAUUAUUCGUCUUAAUUCUUAACUUUUGACUCUAAAACACCAGUUGAAGCUUCAAGAAGAUAUUUUUGCUCCCGCUUAUUGAACAGUUUGGAACGAACCCAGUACAGUUUAAUCGAAGGGGAACCACCAUUUUCAUAGCAGAUAGUUCUCAGGGCAAUGUUCUCACCAGCAUAUUCCCUACCGCAGCCUUUUCAAUUUGGCACUCAGUCUUCUUCUUUCUUGAGUUCUCAGCUGACAGCAGCACCUACAUACAAGAAGCCAUUUCCAAAAACAGAGCAAACCCACACCAAAACGAAGAACACCAACUCCAAGAACAUCCCUUUUGUUGUUUGUGGAAAGUCAUCUCACCUAACCGAUAAUUACGCUUCUUACACUCCUCCUACUCUGUCAAAUGACCUGGAAGUUGAUGUUUCAGCGUUAGUUAAUAACUCCACCAUAGUCGGCCUGUGGCUGCAAUCUUCUGGUAGUGCGAAAGAAGUAAAGAAGAUUCACGCUAUAAUUUUGAGGUUGUUCAGAGGUUCAGAUAUUUUUGUGAGCAAUAAUUUGAUCAGUAAGUAUGCAAAAUAUGGGAUGUUGGUUGAAGCUAGGUAUGUAUUUGAUAAAAUGCUGCAGAGAAAUGUUGUAUCUUGGACUGCCAUGCUUAAUGGGUAUCUAAAAUUUGGAUUAGAAAAUGACGCUUUGAAGCUUUUUAUUGAUUUUGCUCAGACUGGAAUAGGUUGGAAUGCGAAAACCUUUGUGUGUGUGCUGAAUUUGUGUGGUAAAGUAUUGGACAUUGAACUUGGAAAGCAAGUACAUGCUUGCAUACUGAAGGGUGGUUUUAGUGGGUUGAUAUUGGAAAGUGCGUUAGUAUAUUUCUAUGUUCAGUGUGGUGAUAUUGGAAAUGCAUUUCGUGUAUUUAACAUGAUGAAAAAGAGGGAUGUGGUCUGUUGGACAACAAUGAUAUCUGCUUGUUCACAACAUGGGAGGGGGGAGGAGGCUUUUGUCCUGUUCUCAAGAAUGUUAGCUGAGGGAUUUGAACCAAAUGAAUUUACAGUGUGCAGUGUUCUGGAUGCUUGUGGGGAGGAAAAAGAGUUGAAGUUAGGAAAGCAACUGCAUGGAGCCAUUGUUAAGACUAUGUACAGAAUGGAUAUAUUUGUUGGCACUUCUCUUGUGGAUAUGUAUGCAAAGUGUGGAAAAAUGGAGGAUUCUGUAGUGGUAUUUGAGGGGAUGAGGAAGAGAAACACGGUGACUUGGACAUCCCUCAUUGCUGGAUAUGCUCGUAAUGGAUUUGGUAAACUAGCUAUAAAAUAUUUUAGGUUGAUGCAAAGACGGAGGAUCCUAGCAAAUAACUUGACCAUGGUAAGCAUUCUCCGAGCAUGUGGCUUAGUUGGGGUUUUGCCCACGGGAAAGGAGGUCCAUGCUCGAAUAUUAAAGAAUCAUGUGCAAAGCAAUAUCUACAUAGGGAGUGCCCUAGUGUGGCUGUAUUGUAGAUGUGGAGAUUAUUCCAGUGCGUCCAAGGUCCUCCAGGACAUGCCACUGAGAGAUGUGGUUUCGUGGACAUCCAUGAUUUCUGGCUGUGCCCGUCUUGGCCAUGAGUACGAGGCUCUUGAGUACUUGAAAGAAAUGUUGGGAGAUGGUGUGGAUCCCAACCCUUUUACUUAUUCGUCAGCGCUGAAGGCAUGUGCUCAACUAGAAGAUAUUGAACACGGAAAAUUGAUUCACUCUUCCAUUAAUAAGACUCCUGCUUUAUCUAAUGUUUUCGUUGGAAGUGCUUUGAUCCAUAUGUAUGCAAAGUGUGGCCAUCUCUCUGAGGCUGUCCGUGUCUUUCAUAGCAUGCCUGAGCAGAAUCUGGUUUCCUUGAAGGCAAUGAUUAUUGCAUAUGCCAAGAACGGGCAAUGUCGCGAGGCCUUUAACCUCAUGUACAGAAUGCAGGCUGAAGGCUUCGAAUUGGGAGAUCAUGUUUUCUCAACCGUGCUUACCUCUUGUGGAGAUUUUGAGUGGGAUGUUGAGUCUGUAUUGAAACCUGAUUUUGACACCUUUAGUUCAUCAAGAUCUUUGGUUUGAGGUUGGAAUCAUGUCUCCUGAAAUGGCUCUGGAGUACUUCUACCCUGCUGGGCACCCACAUGAGAUGGUUGGAAAUGGCAAAUUGACGAAGGGAUGGUUGAAUAUCUGAAUAUGCUAUUGUACUGAGUUUUCAGUAGCAUGUCAAAAAUGUGAAAGUGAAAGAAGAGAUUAUUGCCAGCCGAUGGUCGAGCAGGGAAGCUGACUAGUUGGAAUGUUGUUCAUUUUGAGAUCAGGUAAAUCUGCGAAAUUACUGAUGUCACUGCAACUUGUAGAGCAACAGGGACAGGCUGUUGUUUGUACAGUUACCACGGUUAUCAUUAUUGCUGAGCAUCAAAUGUAGAACUUAGUUUAGUUAGUAUACUGGGAAGAAAAUUUUCCCACAUAUGUACCACCGGCUUCAACCCUUUGAGGAACAUAUGUUCUAGCUAUUCGUUCUUCAGAGGUUUGUCCUUUCAAUUUUAGGUUGCUUUGAAUCAGCACCAAUGAAGUCUAACACAUUGUUCUCUUCUGAUCUACUACCUCUUGGCAUUUUUAGUCCGC
Molecule: messenger RNA, 2727 nt
Organism: Oldenlandia corymbosa var. corymbosa
Lineage: Eukaryota; Viridiplantae; Streptophyta; Magnoliopsida; Gentianales; Rubiaceae
Source: the annotation of a GenBank genome assembly